Messenger RNA from Gastrolobium bilobum, 2133 nucleotides. Its product is annotated as phenylalanine ammonia-lyase-like. The coding region runs from base 1 to 2133 and encodes 710 amino acids. The transcript is spliced from 3 exons. The record is from RefSeq and is a predicted model, not a curated record. Gene Ontology annotation, biological process: L-phenylalanine catabolic process. Gene Ontology annotation, cellular component: cytoplasm. Gene Ontology annotation, molecular function: phenylalanine ammonia-lyase activity. Lineage: Eukaryota; Viridiplantae; Streptophyta; Magnoliopsida; Fabales; Fabaceae.
AUGGAGUCGAGUAAGAUUAUAACAGCAAAAAACGGAAACGGGGACGUGUUGGCGGCGGAGGCGGACCCAUUGAAGUGGAAGGCGGCGGCGGAGUCGUUGAAGGGGAGCCAUUUUGAGGAAGUGAAGAGGAUGGUGAGGGAUUACCGGAAGGCGGUGGUGAGAGUGGGUGGGGAGACAUUGACGGUGGGGGAGGUGGUGGCGGUGGCGGAGAGGCGGGUGACGGUGGAGCUGAACGAGGCGGCGAGGUUGGGAGUGAAGGCCAGCAGUGAGUGGGUGAUGGAUAGUGUGCACAAAGGAAUUGAUUGUUAUGGGGUCACUACUGGUUUUGGUGCAACCUCCCACAGAAGAACCACACAGGGUGUUGCCCUUCAAACCGAACUCAUAAGGUUUUUGAAUGCUGGAAUUUUUGGGAAUGGGAAAGAAGCAAACCAUACUUUGCCACACAGUGCAACAAGAGCUGCAAUGCUGGUAAGAAUCAAUACCCUCCUUCAAGGCUACUCUGGCAUCAGAUAUGAGAUACUAGAAGCCAUUGCAAAACUGCUCAAUCACAACAUCACACCAAGCUUGCCAUUGCGUGGUUCAAUUUCAGCCUCAGGUGACUUGGUUCCAUUUUCAUACAUAGCUGGAAUCCUGACAGGGAGGCCUAAUUCAAAGGCUAUUGGGCCCAAUGGUGAGUCCCUAAGUGCUGCAGAAGCUUUCCAUCUAGCUGGUAUUGGUGAGGGCUGCUUUAAGUUGCAACCUAAGGAGGGUCUAGCACUUGUGAAUGGAACUGGGGUUGGAGCUGGUUUGGCUUCUAUAGUUGUGUUUGAUGCCAACAUCUUAACCAUCUUAUCUGAAGUCAUGUCUGCUAUUUUUGCUGAAGUCAUGCAAGGGAAGCCAGAGUUCACAGACCAUUUGACUCACAAAUUGAAGCACCAUCCUGGCCAGAUUGAAGCUGCAGCUAUUAUGGAACAUAUCUUGCAUGGAAGUGCUUAUGUUAAAGAGGCUCAAAAGUUACAUGAUAUAGACCCCUUCCAAAAGCCUAAGCAAGAUAGAUAUGCUCUUCGGACUUCACCACAAUGGUUAGGUCCUCAAAUUGAAGUGAUUCGGUUAUCAACAAAGUCCAUUGAAAGGGAGAUCAACUCUGUGAAUGAUAACCCUUUGAUUGAUGUAUCAAGGAACAAAGCUUUACAUGGUGGCAAUUUUCAGGGUACCCCAGUUGGGGUUUCAAUGGACAACACAAGGUUAGCUUUGGCUGCCAUUGGAAAACUCCUUUUUGCUCAAAUGUCUGAGUUGGUUAAUGAUUUCUACAACAAUGGUUUGCCUUCAAAUCUCUCGGGGGGUCACUGUCCAAGCUUGGAUUAUGGAUUUAAGGGUGGUGAGAUAGCAAUGGCUUCAUAUUGUUCUGAGCUUCAGUAUCUAGCAAACCCUGUUACAAAUCAUGUGCAAAGUGCAGAACAACACAAUCAAGACGUGAAUUCAUUGGGACUUAUCUCUGCUAGGAAAACAGCUGAAGCUGUUGAAAUAUUAAAGCUCAUGGUUUCAACCUACUUGAUUGCUCUUUGUCAAGCAAUAGAUUUGAGGCAUUUGGAGGAGAACCUAAAGAAAACAGUUAAGAAUACGGUGAGCCAAGUGGCUAAAAAAGUCCUGAACCUAAAUGGGGAGCUUCAUCAGUCCAGGUCUUGUGAGAAAGAUUUGCUCAAAGUGGUUGAUAGUGAGUAUGUUUUUGCCUACAUUGAUGACCCUUGUAAUGCUACAUACCCACUGAUGCAAAAACUAAGGCAAGUGCUAGUGGAACAUGCAUUGCUGAUUAAUAAUGGUUUGAAAAGUAUAAAUGCUUCCAUCUUCAUGAAGAUUGGUGCUUUUGAGGAGGAACUGAAGAAAGUCUUGCCAAAAAAUGUUGAAACUUCAAGGAAUGCCUUUGAAAAUGGGACUUCAACAUGUCCUAACAAAAUUAAGGGAUGCAGGUCCUAUCCAUUGUAUAAGUUUGUCAGAGAGGAAUUGGGGACAUAUCUUCUAACAGGAGAAAAAGUUAAGUCCCCCGGAGAGGAUUUUGAUAAAGUAUUUAAUGCAAUUACGCAGGGAAAGAUAAUAGACCCAAUGUUAGAAUGCCUCGAGGAUUGGGAUGGUACUCCUCUUCCUAUAUCCUCGUAG